Messenger RNA from Saprolegnia parasitica CBS 223.65, 786 nucleotides. RefSeq lists its product as hypothetical. Lineage: Eukaryota; Oomycota; Saprolegniomycetes; Saprolegniales; Saprolegniaceae. The transcript has a single exon. The coding region runs from base 1 to 690 and encodes 229 amino acids. The record is from RefSeq and is a predicted model, not a curated record. Gene Ontology annotation, biological process: regulation of DNA-templated transcription. Gene Ontology annotation, molecular function: sequence-specific DNA binding; DNA-binding transcription factor activity.
AUGCCUGCUGACCUCCACCCGGCCGAGCUCUCGGCGUUCCUCAUGGAAGGCCUCCUCGACUACACGUCGGGCUUUGCGUCCGACGACUCGAACGAAGCCGAGAUCUUCUUCGAGGACUUUAUCAAGUCGGACGUGGCGUCGCCGGCGCCGUCGGACGACAGCAGCCGCGCGCCCGAGUACCUCGAGCACACGACCAAGUACAUGGAGAAGCUCUACACGAUGCUCGAGCAGUCGCCCGAGUCGAUUGCGGCGUGGACCAACAAUGGCACGUCGUUUGCGAUUUUCGACAACGCGGCCUUUGAGAAGAGCAUCAUCCCGAUGUACUUCAAGCCCAUCAAGUUUGAGAGCUUUGCGCGCCAGCUCAACUCGUACGGCUUCCGCAAGAUGAAGUACUUUGCCAACAACAUUGUCGUGUACGAGUUCCGCCACCCGCACUUUGUGCGCGGCAAGUCGGACCAGCUGCUCACGAUCAAGCGCCGCCGCCGCGUCAAGAAGGUCGAGACCAAGCUCCCGGCCGAGCCGACGACCGACGCCGAGCUCCGCUCGACAAUUCGCGAGCUCUCGUCGUUUGUCCAGACGCUGCACUCGGAGCUCCUCGACACGAAGGCCCUCGUGCGCACACUCCUUGACGAGCGCAACCAGAUGCAGCAGCAGGCACAGCGCAGCAACAACUCGGUCUUCUCGCUGUGAGACGACGACUUGCUAGCUAGCUAGUCUCUAUUUAUUCGACGACGAUACUACGUACGCUUGCCGCCUCUGUACCAUCAAUACAAUCCGAAUCUCUCA